Messenger RNA from Colletotrichum gloeosporioides, 1557 nucleotides. RefSeq lists its product as uncharacterized. The transcript is spliced from 3 exons. Lineage: Eukaryota; Fungi; Ascomycota; Sordariomycetes; Glomerellales; Glomerellaceae. Bases 1 to 1557 code for a protein of 518 amino acids. The record is from RefSeq and is a predicted model, not a curated record.
AUGGACGCGCGCAAGCCUUCCUGGAAGGCCUGGUGCCAUGGCCUGCUCUAUAUGCUUUCUGUCACGAUGCUUACCGGCACCUGCCAGGCUCAUGUUCAAGGUGAUCACCACAAGCGUGUGGACAGAUCCUCCUUCCAGGCUGCCCAUUCAGCCCUCAUCAACCAAGUCUCCAGCAUUCCCGCGCCGGGCCUCGACCGUCGAGAAAUACAAACCAUCGUGUUCACAACCACCGUCUCAACCUACAUUGAACUGGGGAUCCCCUGCGACGCCACUGAGAUUCCCCAAUCCAUGAGCUCCCUGCUUACUCGCCCUCCGCCUUUGUCCAUCCCAGCCUCCUUGGGCACCAUCGCAACAGGUGGAAUCAGUCUCACGGCGCCUGGUGGCAGCUCUCUCGCCUCUUCUCAGACCAGCUCCUUCAGCUCUACACCGACCGCCGAAAAGCCCAAGCCUUCUUCUUCUUCCAACUCCCUCUCCUCAAGCCAGACUUCCUUCACCUCCACCACGGGCACCCAGAGCUCUGCAAUCAACCAUACCUCCUCAUCCGCAGCUGCCGCCCCCGAUACAUCCACAACUGCCUCCAGGAGCACCACCGAGCCCUCGAAGCCUGCCAUCUCGACUUCAACCUCGACCUCGACUACGAAUGAUCCCAGCUCGACGUCCUCCGUGGCAUUUUCAUCAUCAACCUCGACUCGCAAAAUUACAACUGUCGUGGUUUCAAGCACAAUCGUGGUCCUCUGGCCAGGAACGGAAAGCACACCCAGCGUCGCGGACUCUACCAUUUCUCCCUCCUCCAAGGCCCAACACACCGCUUGGGUAACCCAAACCUCUCAGGCCACAGUCACGGAAUGGAUUCAACCCUCGUCGUCCUCAUCCUUCUCGUCAUCAACCUCUUCCUCCUCCUCGUCAUCCUCAUUUUCAAACUCCGCUCGAACCGCCUGGGUCACGAAGACCGCUAAAGCGACAGUCACAGAAUGGUUCGACCCGUCGGCCGUCGCUUCUUCCUCCACCUCCACCUCUACCACCCCGGAUGGUCCCGCCGUCGUCGUCGUGACGGCCUCCGCCCAAGCUACCAUAACCCAAUUCCACGACAGCACCCAAACAAUCAUCGUCUCUCCCUCUUCCUCCGCCCUUACCGCACCCGACGUCCAUCCCCGUCUCCCCACAGACUCCAACCUCCCCGGCCCGACAAAGCGCAUCGUUCGCUUCACCCAGCGAAUCUGGUACACCGAGAACAAGCACCAGAUCAUGGUCAUAGCCACCUACGAGGACAACAACGUCGUCACCGUCUACACCGCCCCCGAGAGGACCGACCUGCCCGCCGUCCUCGUGCUCGACGACCAGAACGGCAACAAGCGCGGCUCGCUCAAGAUGACGUUCCGCAUGGGCUUCUUCACCAUCGACUUCCGCUCGGAGAUGGCGGGCAGGGUCGUCGAGUGGGAGAACCACUGGACCAAGAAGGAGGCGGAUGAGGAUGCGCCGUGGUGCAAGACGGUAUACCUGAAGGAUGAUGGAAAAGCGAGACUUGAUCGCGAGAUUUGGUGCUACUACACUGCCUGA